Molecule: messenger RNA, 3052 nt
Organism: Solenopsis invicta (red fire ant)
Lineage: Eukaryota; Metazoa; Arthropoda; Insecta; Hymenoptera; Formicidae
Gene: wgn
Product: AF4/FMR2 family member lilli
Exons: 5
Coding region: 441-1760 (439 amino acids)
Molecular function (GO): protein binding
Source: RefSeq, a predicted model, not a curated record
GCGAUUAGGUUGUGGGCGGAAAUCAGUAUAACUUAGUCGCGUCGCGACCGUGCGAUGGUACGCACGUUUGGUGUCUCGUGAAGAGAAACUCCGCGUUCCGUGCUCCGCACUCCGUUUUAUCAUCGCAAUGUCUCGUCUCGUCGUCAUUCACUGGCGCCCACCGCAAAGAGUGACAGCGUGACCAACGUGUCGCAUUUUUUUUUUUUUAAUUGUCGUUUGCCUGCUUACUUCCCGUUGGAAAAUCGGUUCAGUGUCGAAAUUAUCCCCCCCCCCGAUACUCCGUACGAUAUAGCGAGGACGUUUCACUAGAGAUUUGUCACUCGACGCGGGGCUGCAGCAACGUUCCACCACACCGCCUUCUCUUCCUUCUCGUCGUUGGCUACUACGUCAUCUCGGAUUACAUCAUGACAGACGCGACACCAGCGAAGGCAGCGUGAGUAAUGCCGAGGGAAUCUUGUCCCGGGUUACUGUUGACCCUGGUGUCGGUAUUCGUCAGCCUGUGCGAGUCCUCCGGCGCCCACGCCCACGCCCACGCCCACGCCCACGCCCACGCCCACGCCCACGCCCACGCUCACCACGUCCAGCAACCACGGCCGCAGCCACAGCAGCAACAGCAACCGCAGCCACAACCGCAGCCGCAGUCGCAGCAGCAACAUUCAACCGUUUGCAAGCUCGGCCUCGAGUUCUGGUCCGUCGAACGCGCCUCGUGCUGGCCGUGCACCCGAUGCGCCCCCGAAUUCACCUUGAGCCCGUGCGCGAUUCACAAGGACGCGGUAUGCGGUCCGCUAUCGGCGCUCGAGCUCGACUGGUCCUUCCUGUCGGCGGCGGCGGCGGCAGCGGCGGCGGCUGCGGCAGCCUCGUCGUCGACGCGGACGACCAGCAGCGGGAAGAGACCCUCGCGUGCCGACGAUGACGAAGGAGCGACCGUCGCUCCGACGACGAACGUCUUCUUACGAUUCCCCGAGGAGAGGACGAGAGAACGGCCGUCCCUCGUGGAAGCCGGUAAUCUCGUCAACUUUGAUCGCGACGGCGACAAGGAGCCCAUCUUCGUCUCACGGGAAUCUAAAACGCAUGAUCCGCGAGAAAGGAGAAAAUCGGCUGACGAGGAUAAUCUAUCGUGGGACUGGCAGACCGGUGCACUGAUUCUCGCGGUAUGCGCCUGCAUAGUAUUCUUCUUGGUAGCGGGAUGCUCGGCUCUCGUCUACGCGCGACAGUGGCGACGAAUGAAGAGGAACUUUGAACCGGCGGGUCUCGAGGAGAUUUCGGCUAGGUUGAACCUAAUGGUGAAGGCGGAACUGGCCGAAUUGGUCGCAGGGGCACCAAUGAAUCCAGGUGAUCCCGAGACCAGAUGUCAGUAUCUUGAGAAGCUUUUAGACCGGAAACGAGAGACUCCGGUGGUGGCGACGGCGACGGCGACGGCGGCGACGGCAGCAGCGGCAGCGGCGGCAGCAGCGACGGUAACGGCGGCGGCGGCGGCGGCGGCGGCGGCGGCGGCGGCGGCGGUGGCGACGACGACGACGACGACGACGACGACGACGACGACGACGACGACGACGACGACGACGACGACGAUGGCAGCGGCUGGCAACUUGUACAUCGAAGAAGGAAGAACGACGACGUCGACGUCGACGACGCCGACGCCGCCGCCGCCGCCACCGCCGCCGCCGCCGCCGCCGAGAAGCAAGCGAUCGCAGAUCGCGCGGAUUCAACGUAACAUCGAAACCAUUCUCAAUUACAAGAUGAGUCAGGGCGCCGAUUGAUCGAAAGGCUCUCUUUCUCAUUUGGCAUUUCUGUGCCACGUUUUCUCACUUUAGAAUCACUUUAGAAUCACUUUGCAUGAAAAAAAAAGCCUCGUAUGGAAACUGGAACCGACGCGACGCGACGCGACGCGAUGUGACGCUUCUUCCCCGAAGAUUCUCUCGAUGAGCUUUAAUAAAAAUUUAAUGCUAUCAAAUUCGCGCUUUCCAAGAAUGCUUCGAGUCACUCUAGCGAGAAGAAAUUCGCAACAAAGUUUCUCGAGAUAAAUAGAAAUUGUAAAAUCUUUUUGCCGUAAUUCCCCGCGCACGUUACACAAAUUGUAGUUUACUUCGCGGAAAAAAUUGUCAAGAUCACUAAGAUACGAUCUUGCGGAAUCAAAGUUUGUCGACUGCGUCUUCAAUUUUCGUCCAUCUUUGACAAAAGAUUCGGUACGUUCACGGAAGAACGUGAGCUAAAUAUUAGGCCAAACUGCGUCUAUUUUAUAACUCGAUAUCGUUACAAGUAUAAUGUAGUGUAAUUCAUUACGAUAACCAGACAAUCGAAUACUCAUACUUUGGAUCGGAUGCGCCAAUGUUGCUUACGAUUUUUAUCUCUACUUUUAUCUCUCUCCAUGCAUAUUACAAUGAAGAGUGAGAAUUGUAUUCAACGACAUCUCAAUGUAAUUGAUCCUUAAAAUGUGUUUAGAUCAAAUAAAUUUUCACAUUUCCUGUAGAAUUUAAGUCAAACGAGUCAAACUUAUUAAAUUCCUCCAUUAAUUUAAACAAUUAGUUAAUUACAACUUAAUUUUAUAUCUCAGAAGGACAUUUUCGCGUUCUUACUUUAAUUAUCGUAAUAAGAUGUGUAUAUUGUGCAGCUGCGACAUCUAAGUGAUUAUAUUGAACGAUACAAUUUGAUUAUUUAGGGAUUCGACAAAUCUCCCUAAAAGAACACUUGAUUAUUUAGCAUCGUUGAUGCAACAGAGUCGAAAUUAUUUGUAUAAGAGAAAAAGAGAGAGAGAGAGAGAGAGAGAGAGAGAGAGAGAGUGCAAUAACAAACAAAUUAAAAUUUGUUUGUCUUUGUGUUCGAUCGGAUUAAAUAAGGUGCGAUUUUUCUCUCCUUCUCUCUUUGUUCACUUCUCUGGUAAAUUAAUAAAACUGUCAUGAGGAGAGGUCUCCUGCCGUGGCCUCAUGUCCGGGAGAUUCUAUUUAUUUCUUUCUUCUUCCUUCUGAUAGCUUUAACGACCAACUGUAAUAUAAAACGCUUCUGUAUUCAUACACGCAUGGUAACGCAAGCAAUAAAGUAAGACUACAAGAUA